UACAUCUCAUUAGAGAUCAAUAAAGAAAGAAAUUGUUACAAUUUUCUUCUUUAGAGGAGACCCAAAUAUCUCUUCAAAUUCCUGAAUUAAAAUCCAUUUAAUAAUAUCUGUGUCGAAAACAUAUACUUUGGCAAAAGGGCAUGUGACGGAAUUCAUAGGCUCCCUUCCAAUGUUUAGGGUUUGAAGCAUUUUAUUUGAAGUAUCCGUGCGGAUUUUGAAGGAUUUUGGUCCAAAUUUGAGGGUUUAUUUCAUUGAGGAAUUUGUGAAGUUGUACUAUUUUUCCGGUUUGCUUUUCGCAUAAGAGUUUAUACUGUGAAUUGGGAGGAGGGCUAUUGGGCAAGCUUUAGGUUAUAAUUCAUUUCUCUGUUUUUUUUCUCGCCGUAAAUUUGAGGUCUCUGGUGCAAAUCGGAUGUACUUGCCAUAGUUUGCCUUUUUUUGGGGCUAGACAAGUGUUUUGGUGAUUUGAUUGCAAACGGUCAUUUUGAAGAAACAUUGAAGAUGGGAAAGAGGAAGGAACGGCGGCUUGCAGCCCUAGGCGGGGCGGGGCGCAGGGUUAAACUCGAUCUUUGGACUGACGACGGCGCGCCUAAAAGCGAAGCAACUGGAGCCUUGGCUAGCACCUCUUUGCAUGAUGAAGCUGGAGGCCAUGUCGAUCAGAGUCAUGGCGCUGGGGUCACCUCUUCGCCAUCCUCAUCAGGUCAACAUCAGGAGAACCCUUUAUCGCUUCUUGGUCAGUAUAGUGACGAUGAUUUGGGUGAAGAGGAAAGCCAAGAGACGAAGAAUGCGAUUGCCUCAGAGUCAACAGCUUCAGGUUGUGCAUCUGAACAGGUUGUUGAUUUCCUGGCAGACUUGCAAAACCAUGGACUUCUUGAUGAUAAUUCAGACAAAACGAAAGGCAUUGCUGAAGACAAUAUUAACAUUGAGUGCAAAAGUUCAGAUCUAGUAAAUUCUGUCUAUACUGUUCUGGAAGAAACUGCAAAGGAGGAAACUGUGGUGAAUAAUAAUACAGAAGCACCUGCUUUUGUUAUAAAUGACUCUCAUACAUCAAAUAUUUUAGACCUUCCUAUUGUACAGAAGCAAAGUUUAAAAAGUACAGAAAAUGAAUGGAAAGCUGUUAUGCAUGAAGAAAGUGGUCAGUAUUAUUAUUGGAACAUUAGAACUGGAGAAACCACAUGGGUGAUCCCUUCUGCAUUGGUUGAAGAAGUCACAACAGUUCUUGAAGACACAGUUUUGUUGAAGUUAGAAAGCUCACAAGAUAUUCACUUGGGCUGUAAUGAUGGUAUUACAGAAGAAGAACCUGGGGUUCCUGGUGUUCAAGAGGAACCAAUUUCUAGUUCAAUGCAUCUUCAGGCUUCAGAAGUUUCAGCAAGUGCUUAUUUUGCUAAAGAACAGGAGGAGAUGUCAGAGUUUAAGACUGCAAAUCAUCUUGAGGAACAAGUGAAGGAUGCUAAUGGAGAGGCUCAACAGAAUCAGCCAAAGGUUGAGCUGAAUGAUGCACCGUGCCUAAUACAUGAAUCUAGAUUGGAAAAUGCUGGAAUGUCUAAUUCCAUGGUUUCAGAGCAGACUAUAAAUGUAGAUUCUGUGAUUGAUGAAAUGAAAAUUAGCGGAGUGGGUGUGAUAGAAACUACUAAAGAAUCUGAAGGAAACCAGGAGUUGCCAGCUCUCAAGGAAGAUAUACAUGAACAAAGGCUCAAUCCUUCUGAUCUUCUUAAGUGGAGUGAAACCUUGUCACAAAGAUUUAAGGCUCUUGAAGGGACUAAUGAUUCUGGUCGAGCUCCAACCUUGCAACUAAGGUAUGCUGUGGAAGCAGAAAUGCGCUUUGCUGAUUGUAAAGCGCUUUGUUUGUGUGAAAGCUCUUUGGAACCAUAUUGGCUGCACGUACAAACACAGCUUAAGCGACUUGAAUCUGUUCUCUGUGUUGAAGAGGCUGCAAUUUCAUCCUUAAAAAGUAGAAGUGCAUCUGAGUCUGUGUCAAAUGGAAGUGGUAUGUAUGAAGAAGGUAAAAUACUUGAACCUGUUAAAGAUGAAUAUCAUGAAACCCUUCCAAAGGUUGAACAAUGCAUGGCUUCUCCUAUGGAUGAUCACAUGUCUUCUGAGGAUGAUGGGCAUGAGGAUAAUGGGCAUGUGGUGUCAUCUCAGAAUGAAGAGCACAUUCAUUCUCCUGAGUAUCAGACAAAUAAGGGUACUCCUGAUCCUCCUGUGCAUAUCAGCAAUGACACAAGCAAUGAUUUAGAGGAUGGAGAGAUAAGGCAGUUAGAUGAUUUCAAUGUCACAAAGAUUACUGCAUGUGUUUCUUUAAGUCCUCAGAAAACUGAUGAGCUUCCUUUGAAAGUGGAAGCUUGUACUUCGUUUGAAAGGAUUGUUGAGAAUUCUGAUGUCGCCUGUGAAGAUGUAGACAUGGAAGUUGACAUGGAGGUUGAUGACCAGACUGGUAUAGAAGCAUCAGUUAAGGAGGAAGCUGGGUUAUCAACCAUAGAUAGUCAGGCUGUGGAAACAGUUACCUUUGACCCAUCAUUGCCAUCAGUCACUCCUGUUGUGUCAACUAGUUCAGGAUCCUUAUUCCCAAUACCUGUUGGAGAUAAUGAAUGGGGAGUACCCCCUCAACCUCCAGAGGAAGAAUGGGCACCACCUCCACCUCCAGAUAGUGAUUCAAUUCCUCCACCCCCCCCUGAUGAGCCACCUCCAUCCCCUUCACCACCACUGGCGCCUUCCAAUGGCUAUGAAGAACCAUUAUGCCCUGUACUUACUUACACAGAACAAUAUACUUCAGCUUACGUUCCCUUGGCCAAUUAUAACUACUACCCAUCUGCAAGCACUGCAUCUGACAAUCCCAAUUAUUAUUGUUCCGUUGAUAUUCAAACUGAUGGAACACAGCUGCCUUAUUACAAUCAAACUGCAAAUGCUUAUGCUGAUCAUUUAAGUUUGACUAAUCCUGUUGAAGGUGCAAUAUAUUACGAGUCUUCUAGCAUUGCUGUCCCUGAAAGUGUAGAGUUGAAUAACCCUGAAUAUUCUUCGUACUACGAAAAUGUUGACACAAGUACUUAUUAUGGAAUUUCUGGUGUUACCCCUGAUGUGACACAAGUUUCUUCUGGAAUCAUUACUGCUGUUGCUAGCACUUCCUUGAGUGCCUUGAGUACAGCUGAGGUUCCCUCUAGCCAAGUUUUGACUUGUGUUGCCAGUAGCUCAACUGUCUCUACAGCUUUGGUGCCUUCAAUAGCAGGUGGAACUGCAGGGGUUAAAGGCCAUUCCAAAGAUGUGCGUAGUAAGAAGCGAUCUAUUGCAGCUGUGCCAACCUUAAGAUCCAAUAAAAAGGUUUCAUCCUUAGUUGACAAGUGGAAGGCAGCCAAGGAGGAGCUUCAUGGUAGUGAUGAUGAGGAUGAAAAUGAAAAGGCUUUAGAGGUUCUUGAGAAAAAGCGCCAAAGAGAAAUUGAGGAAUGGCGCAUGCAACAAAUUGCCAGUGGGGAAGCACAGGAUAAUGCAAAUUUUCAGCCUCUUGGAGGUGAUUGGAGAGAAAGGGUGAAAAGAAGAAAAACUCAAAAUAGUUCUGAUAAAUUAAAGUCUGAGACUGCAUCAGUUAAUGCUGAAUCUAAUGGAGUGGUAGAAGGAAAGAAGCCCAACUUAGCAGAACUUUCUAAAGAUCUUCCUUCCGGAUGGCAGGCUUUUUGGGAUGAAUCUUCAGGCGAGGUUUAUUAUGGUAAUUUGACAACAUCAGAAACCACGUGGGACAGACCCAAAUGAUUUUCAACGUAUAAUAUAUUUGGCAAUCUAAUAUUCUUCACUAAGAUUUGUAAUUUGUAGAGAAAGUUCUGUUUGUAAAUUGCAAAUGUCUGGGAAAAAGAAUGCCCACUUCAGAAAUAUCUGUUAAUCUAUUGUUAACGUUCCAGGUGAAGUUCUUUAUAACAUAUUCAGGAUGAAUUGCACCAUUUUGUAUGUUGCCAAAUAAUUUGCUUCGAAAUGGAAGGGCCCAUUUUGAGCCUAGCUAUGCUCAUUGUUUUGGAAAACAAAUUGUAACUUGUAUAGUGUUUUGAGAUGCAGAUAUUACCUUGGGCUAACUACCUAUGAUGCAUUGCAACUCUUAA
This is a messenger RNA of Cryptomeria japonica (Japanese cedar), 4079 nucleotides long. RefSeq lists its product as uncharacterized. Gene Ontology annotation, molecular function: protein binding. NCBI's taxonomy places the organism in Eukaryota, Viridiplantae, Streptophyta, Pinopsida, Cupressales, Cupressaceae. The transcript has 10 exons. The record is from RefSeq and is a predicted model, not a curated record. The coding region runs from base 499 to 3738 and encodes 1079 amino acids.